This is a messenger RNA of Nomia melanderi (Alkali bee), 1336 nucleotides long. RefSeq lists its product as uncharacterized. The record is from RefSeq and is a predicted model, not a curated record. Lineage: Eukaryota; Metazoa; Arthropoda; Insecta; Hymenoptera; Halictidae.
AUGGGGACAUCAAGUACGAAGUACGAUGAAACUCAAACUCCAGGACUACAAAUAUUAUGGAAAAAUAUAUUAUUUCCGAAACAAAGUUCAUCAAAGACAGAGGAAUUAAAUAAAAUUGAAAAUCUAAAUAUGAACUCUCCGAUAAGAAAAAGUAAAAUCUUAAGCAGUUUGGCGUUUCUAGCUGGCUUAAGUGUAGGUGGUUUAACAGGUGCAUCGUCAUCUGUGAAUACGUAUGCUAAGCCUGCACCAGUGACUUUAAAUUUCGAUGGUUCUCGAGUUUCACCGCAGAUUGCUUCGAUUUACGGUUCUUAUCCUUACAUGCCACAUCCUUAUAUCUUUGCCACUCCUUUCGGAUUAUAUUCUGUGUUAAGUCCAUUGGGUCUACACACAGCCCCUGGAUUUCAAAAUGAUCUUCAAGUGUUGAAUUCGAUAGGGACUAAAAAACCAACUGAUUUAUCAAACAAUGAUGAAUACGUAGAAGAGGCUAAGAAGGUUGAAGAUGUGAAACCUUCAAACACGGUCCCAGAAGAAACUACUGAGAGUUCAUCAUCUGAAAAUAAUCGGAACGUGGAAGAGAAGAUGUUAAAAACUGGAACUCCCUGCAGUGAGCAGAAAGGAUUCAAGAAGAAACAAGAUAAUUUAUCGAGAGAUAGCUCCAAGGAACGUGAAAACGUUGAAGAUAUAGUUCUCAGUUUCCGGCAAACAAAUACAACAAGGCAAAAUGCGACUAGUACCAAUACCACGAUUUCCGGAAAUGGAACUAUCCCAACAAUGAAUAAUAUGGUCAAUUCAACACAGAUUAACGAAACAACAAUUCCACCAUUUUAUGGAUAUUAUGGUGGAUAUCCGCAAAACAUAGAUCAUAUCGAUUUUACUACAGAGUCCAACGAUUAUAAGUAUCAUAAUUACGAAUCCAUUAAUUACAAUUUACCUUACGAUAAAGCAGCAAACUUAUAUUCAGACGACAGAUAUAAUUAUUACGUUAAUCCGUCUCUUGACUCUUCUGUUCCGAACGAAUUCUCUCGAGAACAAAUACCUGAAUACUUUCCGUAUGAUUUCAAUAGAUACCUAUAUACAUCAUACAAUACGCCACCUCUUGAAAACAGUGGUUUUAGACCUGUCGCGUAAAUUACAUAUUAUAGCAAGUUUUCUUAACUAUUCAUUCAUAACAGAAAUCGCAAAUAAAAUUAUUUAUAAGAUUGAAUAUAAAAUUAAAUAAACUUUUUAAAUCAUAUAAAAAUACAAUGGUUUUUCAGUCAUUACAUGAUACAGCGAUAACUACAGUCAUUUUCGUCAGAUUAGUGGCAGGAAUAUCGAAUAAACAGCACGCUUUUGA